Messenger RNA from Pseudozyma flocculosa PF-1, 1836 nucleotides. RefSeq lists its product as uncharacterized. NCBI's taxonomy places the organism in Eukaryota, Fungi, Basidiomycota, Ustilaginomycetes, Ustilaginales, Ustilaginaceae. The record is from RefSeq and is a predicted model, not a curated record. Bases 1 to 1836 code for a protein of 611 amino acids. The transcript has a single exon.
AUGAAUGCCCUUACCACCUCGCUCGGCCGCCUGCCGACCAUCCGCAGGCGCGAGAGCAAGAAGCAGGUCAAGCCGAUCAACGUGGAUGCCGCGCAGCGCUUCGUGCCAAUGGCAGGCCCUUCGUCGUCGUCGACCCUGACGACGCCACGGCCGUCAGACUUCCUCGGAGCUCCCUCCUCUUCCAUGACCCCGCCGCAUAGCCCAUACCACUUUGCCGACCACCCAUCCUCGACCGCGGCGUCGUCGUCGGUCGCCUCGCCCCCCGUGAGGUCGCCGAUCCGGCGCGCCUUCUCGCGAACCUUUCGCUUUGGCGGUGGAAUCGGCGGCAGCAACCCGACCGGCACCGGCAAUCAGGGCCACCGAGAGUCGCACAGCCGAUCCUCGACACCAAUGCAGAUCUCUGCGCCGCUCAUGGAGCCGCAGCCGCAGCUCUCGUCCCCGGACUCGUUUGACAUGGACUGCACACGCACCUCGGUGGCCAACCGCCGCAGGAGCCGGACACUGCUCCCUCCGCUGCCCAUCAACGACGAGACGUUCGGCACGGGCGAUCACCACGACCAGGCGACACUGCGAGGCCGCCCUCGACCUGCCUCUUCGUCAUCGCGCAUCCGCUCCUUCUGGGGUGGCGACAGCUCCGCCGACUCGUCGCCCUCGCUCGCUGCGGCCGUCACUCCGUCGAUGCGACAGAGCUCCCUCCGCUCGAUCCGCCAGCUGCACCAGCGGGCCCUCUCUUCGUGGGCCGCCCCGACGACGCCGGAGCCAUCCGAGCACCUCACCAACCCGCGACCGCCGCCGGCUCCCAUCGCCGAGCACCACUACGUCCCGCGCAGCAACCGGCUCAUGCGACGGGCAAGCGAGGAGUCCUUCUUCUGCCGCGGUCUGGGCUACGACUCCGUCGAGGCCUCGACCACCGCGCUCCCCGAUGUGCCCCUCACGGCGCCGCUCCCCGGUAUGGCCGCCCGCCGCAUGAGCAACUUCACCAAGGAUGCCCACGGCAUCUUUGCCGUCGAGAUCUCGACUGCCACCAGCAAGAAGGUCUUUGGCGAUGCCGCGGCCGACGGCGAAGCCGGCGACAACGCUGCUAAGCUCAGUGGCCUCGGCUUCACCGACUAUUCACCCGCGGCUCCACGCCCCAAGGUCAAGCGGCUCUCGGUGGCGUCUCGCGCCUCGGACACGUCGAGCCUCGACGCCGACAGCUACUACUCGUCGACCUCGUCGCUGCCGAGCCAGGCGGCCUCGGAGACGACGACCGCGUCGUCGGUGCGCAUGUCCUGGCCCGAGGUGCCGGCGCAGUGGUUCUCCUCUUGCCCGCCCACGCCGCCAUCGGCGAUCCGUCUGCGACUGCAGUUCCUCUCGCUCCCUCGCAAGACGGGCACCUUCCGCCCAGUGUCGCCGGCGGCAGACUCGCCCAUAAACGAGGACGGCGGCAGCACCAGCAGCCGUGGCGACGACGUCGACAACGACGACGACGAUGGCCAGCCGCUCGAUGCCCUCUUCCUGUCGAGCAACAAUUCGGUGCUGGACCUCAAGGAGCUCAUCUCAGAGCGGCUGCGUACCAAGGGCUACCGGGUUUUCCCAAAGGAGCUCAGCAUCAGCCUCAAUCUUGCCGACUCGCUCCUCUCUUCGUCGUCGCCCUCGUCAUCUUCGCCAUCGGCCUCGGAUCGCAAAUCCGGCCCGCACCCAUCGGCGCUGGGCCUCGCCUUCAACGAGGACGGCUGCAGCCCCAUCAAGCACCUCGGCAACAACUCGCGCCUCCUGUUUGAGGAGGGCGCCCAGGAGGACGACACCAUCGUCAUUCGAUACCUGCCGUACGAGGUCUCGACCACCUUCUUCUGA